Molecule: messenger RNA, 1216 nt
Organism: Myxocyprinus asiaticus (Chinese sucker)
Lineage: Eukaryota; Metazoa; Chordata; Actinopteri; Cypriniformes; Catostomidae
Gene: stpg4
Product: sperm-tail PG-rich repeat containing 4
Exons: 8
Coding region: 13-795 (260 amino acids)
Biological process (GO): epigenetic programing of male pronucleus
Cellular component (GO): female pronucleus; germinal vesicle; male pronucleus
Molecular function (GO): histone binding; chromatin binding
Source: RefSeq, a predicted model, not a curated record
AACACCUUGUUGAUGAGAGAGGUCAACAGAGAAUGGCCAGACUGGUUUGAACUGACAAAGUCUAUGGUGUCUGUUACAGAAGACAAGCAGGUGGACGACAGAACUAUGAGCACAGGAAGAGAGAAAACAUUGCCCAAAGAUAAAGGUAUAGAGAGGAAACAUGACAAAGAGGUGUACACUGACAGAAGUGACUGGUGGAGAAACACUAUUAAGAACACUCCUAUUCCUGGCAGUUACCACAUCCGAGACUUCAUAGAAGAGACAGGUCUCAACCCAGUGCCAAGGACAUAUGGUUUCAAAGGCACUGGGCGAAACACCCACAUGCCGUGUGUGCGUAGAGGGGAUGUGUUAUUGCCUGGGGCAUAUAACUUCACAGAUUCAACCAAAGAUGCACUCCAGCGCCAGGCAACUUACUCUUUCAAAAACUGCCCCAGACCUGAUAACUACACAUUAGGCGUCAGGGAUAAGGAUAUUAACCUCUCACCCGGUCAUUAUGAUGUUAUGAAGAAGCCAGUCCCCAAAUCACCCUGCAAACACGUGAUGUUCCGUUCAGCGGUACAGAGGGUCAGCUUUCUCCCUAAGGAGGGACCUGCGCCUGGAUCUUACAACCCGAGGCCAAGCACAGGCACUGCAGUCACUUCCUGCUUUAGGUCCACAGUACCCCAGCUGUACAAUGUGCACUCUGGAACUCCGGGACCUGGCGCAUAUGAGCCCACAUGGCACAAGGGUCAACGGUUGAGCGCUGAGGUCAAAGGGGACUGGGCCCAUGACCUCUUCUUUCGCAACAUACCGUGAACUGUCCUGCCCACAUAUAUAUAUAUAUAUAUAUAUUUCUUCAUAAUUUUGCAAGUAGAGUGCUCUGCCUGUUAAACAUGCUGUAAGUGAUUUAUUUUUUUAUUUUCACACAUAAAAAAUCUCAGAGCUCAAGCCCAGUCAUGUGCUUGAGCUCCUCUUUUUUCCCGGAAAAAACUGUAAAGACUGGCUCUGUGGUGUUUGUUUGAGCAUACCAGCCAGCCCGACAUGGCAUCAUUAGCUGAUUAGCUAUGAACAUAACCAGUGGUGUGAGUUUGAGGCAGGGCUAUCUGUUAGUUCACCCAAUGGCAGGAGGGGGAAAUGUUUGGGAAACCUGUUUAAAAGAGUCAUUAUUUUUGCAGUUCUAUUUGGUGAUGCUCAUGGCGCAGAAAUUACACACUUCAGUUUUGAUUGCUCUGACAAU